GAUGUCGCUGCCGAAAGAUCCAAUUGCAGCCAGGCUGUCAGAUGUUAGUACGCAACGGCAAGACCAAGCAAUCGGUAGUUCGGUAGUCUAGAGUUCCAGAAGUUAUGGCUUCCUUCGGUAUGCGUGGCAUGAGUCAACAGCUGGGUAUUAAGAUUUGCUGCUGUCGCGUCUGUACGUGCAUCAACUUUGGCUUUGUGCUGUCCCGUGGCGGAUUGCUGAAACUUUUGCAGCUGGGAUUGGCCACAUUAUGUGAGGGUCUGCUAAUCCGUUGUGGUGUGCCGUACGCAGAUUCGAUUGGCCAGGCACUGACCAGCUUUCUGACGACGACAGCCUAUUGUUUUACCACAACAGCCAUUUUGCUUGUUUGUUACUGCUUCUCGGAGAAAUCGUACGGUCUGAUACGCCAAUCAUUAUUUGAAACGCUAUUUAAUGCCAUUGCCUGCUGCAUGUAUUUCAGCUCGGCUAGCUAUAUGGGAUUUGCCUGUGUUGUUUGGUUGCAUCCGCAGUUUCUGGUCCGUCCCGGCUUUCUCGCCUAUCCGGCCAUGACGGCCACAUAUUACAUGGGCUAUGCGGCGGGUCUGCUUCAUGCCUUCGAUGCAUUUCUGGCCUUUAAACAUUAUAAGGGCUUUCGCUAG
This is a messenger RNA of Scaptodrosophila lebanonensis, 635 nucleotides long. RefSeq names its product protein singles bar (gene sing). The transcript has 3 exons. Bases 105 to 635 code for a protein of 176 amino acids. The record is from RefSeq and is a predicted model, not a curated record. NCBI's taxonomy places the organism in Eukaryota, Metazoa, Arthropoda, Insecta, Diptera, Drosophilidae. Gene Ontology annotation, cellular component: membrane.